CAAUUAUAAACCAAAAUGUAAUAGUAAACAAGAUGAAUUUGAUAAGUGAAGACAAUUAGAAGAAUCUAAAUUUUGUUUGUUUACUGUUUAGUGUCAACAGGUUUGUUUUGAUUGUGGUCAUUUAAAGUUUCAUCUUCUUCUAAUAAACAUGGUGACCAGUUCUCAAGGACCAAAAAGAACAUUAAGUAAAGAGAAAUAUAGUAAAGUGGUUAAAGAGUGUCAAGAAACUGGGGUCAGUUACGUGGACACUUGUUUCCGAGCGGAAGAUUCAUCGGUUUAUAAAUCAAUCGGUUUCAAGAAUAAAUUGAUUGCCGGUAAAAUCUCAUGGAAAAGACCAAAGGAAAUCACCUCUGAACCUUAUGCUUUAUUUAAAGACAAAAUUGGUCCCAAUAUGAAUAUUCAAUUUUUCGGCUUUGGUCCAAAUGAAUGGUUAAUUGCUGCGGCUGUUGCUCUCUCUCAGGAUAAAAAUCUAAUUUAUAAGAUUCUUCCUAAAGAUCAAUACAACUUUAACCAUGGGAUCUUCAAAAUAUGGAUUUGGGAUUAUGGUACAUGGACAAAGGUUCUGAUCGAUGAUAAAUUACCUGUUUCGGAUAAUAGAUUGAUCUUUACCUCUUCUCAAUGUGGACAAAUUUUCUGGUUAUCGUUAUUGGAAAAAGCUUAUGCUAAAUUGAAAGGAAAUUAUGAAACAAUGUCAACCUUUGGUAAUUUGACUGAUGCUUUGACUGAUUUUUCUGGUUCACCCACCGAGCAGAUUAAGAUUAACCUUGAUGAUGAUGAGAAGGAGCUUUUCCGCCUAAUUGCUGAGGAAAUUAAUCGUAAAUCAAUUGUUUGUCUCAAAACUCGGGAGGAUUGCACUGAUUCUUAUUCAAAUGGAUUGAAACAAAAUCACUUCUAUGUGGUCACUUCGGUCAAGAAACCAGCCUCAGGCACUUUCAAGAAAAACUCAAAGGAUGGAAUAGCAAGUCUAAAGAUAAUUGAUACAAUUUAUCCGGAAAAGAGAAAUUGUCGCAGUAGUUUUCUGGAUGAAAAGUAUCAUGAGCAAUGGAUCAACCUUGAAAAGUUUUCCACCAACUUUGAAUCGAUAACAAUUUGUCGUUUACACAUUGAAGAUAAUCGUUUCGUUGAGACUCGACAUUCAAACAUGUCCAGUCAAUUUUGCUUCGAUGUAACCAAUGAAUCGGAAGAGAUAAUGAUUGACCUUAUACAGAAAAACGAUCAACCUGAAAGAUUUGGUUUCAAAAUCUAUCAAGUUGAACUGAAUCGACGUUACCGUUUACAUAAUCCAUCUUUAUGUAAUAUGAUCCAUUUUCAUGAUACAAUUAAAACCCGAAGCAUCUUCCACCGAAUCAAAUUGGCCCAUGGUCGAUAUAUAAUUAAACCAGUCUCAAAAUCUGAUUGUGAUCUAAUGAUUAGACUUUACUCUAAGGAGAGAUCUAAUUUAAGAGUAUUAGAUGAAGAUAUGCCCAAGAAAAACUUUUUCCGUUUUCUUGCACCCAAAUAUCCAAAAUUCGUGACAAAAAUAACCGUUCAAUCAAUUACUGGAAUCGAAAAGCAAGAUCGGUUUGGAAGUGCUAAUCCUUACCUGAUUAUCCGUUGUGGUGGUGAUACAGUUAAAUCAACUUCUAUCAAUAACACCCUGGACCCUGAUUUUAAGGAUUUCUCUGCAAUAUUUUAUCAUGGGGCAAGUGAUACAAUCAUGAUUGAGGUUUGGAAUAAUAGUUUAAUAUUUGACUCUUUCAUUGGUCAAGUUGAAGUGACCACUGACCUUUCCAAAUCUGAAUCGUCUACACUAGAAGAAGAGCUUUGUGGCCGUAAGAAAGGUCACAAGAGACCAGGAAUUGUCAAGUAUAAAGUUCACACUUCGGAAGAUUUAAAAUCUCUUUGAUUAGUUUAACUAAUUGUAGCUUGAAGAUGAUGACCAUUGGAAACAAAGAGCUUCACAAUCAACAAUUGACUGGACACAAUUAACUCUAUUUGACUUGUUGAUGAUUAAUAUUGAUUCACAUUCCGCUGAUACAUUUCGGGAAUCAAAUUUAUAUGUAAACAAAAAACGCACAAAUUGAUUAUGUUAUCAUUGUUAACAAUCAACAAAUCAUAGUGGAUGAAACUAGAUCAAUAAUCAAGAUUUAAUUUAUUCAAUCUAAUUGAAGAUCAAUCAUUUUACCAAAAUAUUAUCCAGCUCAAUUUAAUCAUCAAGUUGAUUGAUUGACUUGACCAAUUUUCUUAACGAUUGAGUCUCGAUUAACGUGUCAAACUGGUCAAAUUAACGAUUCAUCAUUAAGUCUGAUCACUAUGAUUAAUUUAAAUUGUGCAUUCAUAUUAUAUUCACACUAAUUAUAACAUAUAAUUGUAUUUAAGAUUAACUUUUAACCAUCUUCUUAAUCAUAUUAAUCUAUGCAUUGUUUUUUUUAAUCUCUGUAUUAAAUUUAUAUUCAUUGUAACUUGAUACACUUGCCAACGAUUGUGAUUUAUUGUUGAUGAUUUAACCAUCAAUUAAAUCACUCGCUUCUAAUUACCAAUCGCCAAUCAACACCACUCAAAACAUUAAUCAAUUAAUUUGCAUGUUGAUUCAUUCUAAUCAAUUAUAAUUAAAAAAUAUUUAUAUUUGA
Messenger RNA from Panonychus citri (citrus red mite), 2609 nucleotides. RefSeq names its product calpain-6-like. The transcript is spliced from 8 exons. Gene Ontology annotation, molecular function: calcium-dependent cysteine-type endopeptidase activity. Gene Ontology annotation, biological process: proteolysis. The record is from RefSeq and is a predicted model, not a curated record. The coding region runs from base 149 to 1885 and encodes 578 amino acids. Gene Ontology annotation, cellular component: cytoplasm. NCBI's taxonomy places the organism in Eukaryota, Metazoa, Arthropoda, Arachnida, Trombidiformes, Tetranychidae.